This is a messenger RNA of Fusarium fujikuroi IMI 58289, 1455 nucleotides long. Its product is annotated as related to isotrichodermin C-15 hydroxylase (cytochrome P-450 monooxygenase CYP65A1). Gene Ontology annotation, molecular function: monooxygenase activity; iron ion binding; heme binding. Lineage: Eukaryota; Fungi; Ascomycota; Sordariomycetes; Hypocreales; Nectriaceae. The record is from RefSeq and is a predicted model, not a curated record. The transcript is spliced from 6 exons. The coding region runs from base 1 to 1455 and encodes 484 amino acids.
AUGGCUUUAUUAUCCAAUCUCCAACUCGACUCUCAUCUUCGCUACCAUGGCGUGCUUGAGACGGGCCUCAUCGUUAUCUUGAUUCUCACGGUCACCCUCGUCUUGAAGGCACUGUACAAUAUCUACUUGCACCCGCUGUCCAAAUAUCCAGGCCCACGUUUAGCAGCUGCGACUCGCCUUUGGUACUGUUAUCACUGCAUCCAAGGGAACCUGGUACAUGCACUCCACGAGGCGCACCAAAAGUACGGAGAUGUCGUUCGCACAGCGCCUAAUGAGCUAUCAUACACGGACCCCAAAGCAUGGAACGACAUUUAUGGCCACCGAGGGGGCAAAGGCGAGAUGGUGAAGGACCCAACAUUCUAUUCCAAUAUCAGCUCAGGCCCUGGAAGCAUCAUCAAUGCCGAGCAAUUCCGCCAUAGAAUUCUGCGGAAACAAGCUUCGCACGGCUUCAGCGAACGAGCGUUGAGGAGCCAAGAGGACGUCAUCAAGAAGUACGCGGAUCUGAUGCUUGAGCGCCUGGAAGAAUGUGCUGCAUCCGAAAAUCCCACGGUGGAUAUCGUCGAUUGGUACAAUUUCUUUACCUUUGAUGUCAUGGGUGACUUGGUCUUUGGCCAAUCCUUUGACUGCCUCACUAAUUGGGGUUACCAUCCGUGGCCCUUUCUCGCGCCGCUGUCAAAAUGGCUCGUUCCACCCGAUAUUCGCAGGCGACGUGCUGAUCAGCGCAAGCUGGCCGUUGAGAAAGCUGAAUACCGGAAAUCAAUCGAUGAUGGAAGGCAAGACUUGAUCUCAGGAUAUCUGCUGCCGGACAGUGGCAUCACUGCACUCGAAUAUCAGAGCACUGUCGAGACCUUGAUCAUUGCUGGCAGCGAGACCACCGCAACGCUAAUGUCGGGUGUGACUUACUACUUACUUAGGGAUCCCGAACGCAUGGCCAAGGUGAAAUCUGAGAUCCGUGGUGCCUUUUCGACCGCCGAGCAGAUCAACUUGGUCAACGUCAACAGGUUGCCAUAUUUGCUUGCCUGUCUGGAUGAGGCUCUUCGCGUGCACCCCCCAGUUCCCGACACCUUUCCGCGCAACACCGGACCAGACAAACAGAUCAUUUGUGGCAAGGUUGUUCCUCCUCAUACUACUGUUGGAGUUCAUCAAUGGUCGACGUACCAUUCGUCGCGAAAUUUCAGGAACCCCGACGAUUUCAUACCCGAGCGCUGGUUACAAGGCAACAACACCAAGUACGAGGGCGACAGAAAAGACGCCCUGCAACCUUUCCAUGUUGGCCCCAGAAACUGUCUUGGCAGGAAUCUCGCCUAUUUCGAGAUGCGGCUCCUGAUGGCACGAUUGUUAUGGCGCUUUGACCUCGAGUUGGACCCUAGAUCCGCGGACUGGAACCGGCAGGAAGCAUAUUUGUUAUGGGAGAAGCCACCCAUGUUUGUCAAGCUGGUUCCUCGGCAUGUGUAG